AUGCUAAACGUAUGCAGCUUGGUGUGUCGUAAACGAAGAGUCAAGUGCGAUGAGACUCGUCCUCGAUGUAAGAAUUGUACAAGAGUAGAGCGAGAAUGCGAGUACCCACAGAAGCCAGUAACUCCUCAAAGACCUCGAGCCUUGAGCACUCGUACGUUCGACAAAGCCCCAAGCAUCGCCAAUAACACAAAUCUGUCCGAAUUCGAGGUGGUAUCUCUUAGAAUCCCCACACCAUCUGGCGGACUGAGCGCUUCUGGUCAAGACACCGCGCAAUCCUGGAUCCCGUUCAACAUCGAUCCACAGCAAGUGGCAGGUACCGUGCUGCCGGACGACAGCUUCUUCCUAGACGACAGUCUAUUCUCGUUCGGUGACACGCUUACGCCUUCCUUCGGCCCGACUGAGUGGUACGAUCUCUUGGCUCAAGAUGCUAUAGAUACCAUGCAAGAUCGAAACCCCAACAAUCACUGGAACUUCGAUUACUCGAGCUUGUCACGUAGGCAGUCGCCUCGGCAGUCUGCCGCUCCUGAUGUAGGCCCUGGUGAAGGGGAUGGCCCAACGACAACAACGCAGGAUUUGCCGUCCGAGCCUUGGAAUGCGGAUUCCAGGAUCGAGCUGAAGGGCAACGAGUUGGUAUUUUUCGAGCAUUACAUCAAUAUCGUCGCGCCUAUCUUGGACUUGUUUGAUCCAUUGAACCACUUCGCGAGCAUGGUGCCGCAUCUCGCAUUGCGUAACGUUGGUUUACUGAAGUCGAUCUUGGCUGUUGGUGCCAGACACCUCACCCUCGGCCAGGCCACUAAGCCCAUAAAAGCCAUGCUACACAUCCCGCCAGGUACACCGGCGUCCGUGCACAGUCUCUCGCCAAACGCUGCAAAGUUUGCAGAGCAAUACUACUUUGAGACCUUGCAGUAUUUGUCACAGAACCUCCUCUAUCAGACAUACACGGGCUCGCGUGAGAUUUUGGUCACUGCCAUCAUGAUCUCAACGUACGAGAUGUUUGGGACCGCAGAGAACCCUGACCACUCUGCAUGGGACCGUCACCUGAGGGGAGCGUUUUGGAUACAACGCAACUCGAAUACUAGCGGUGAAUCUAACGACAGCCUCAGACGCGCUGUCUGGUUCUCAUGGUUGCGUCAAGACAUCUGGGCUGCGUUUCGGACAGGCCGCCCAGCUUUGACCAUACAUCAGCCGACGAAAGCGAUGUCUGACCUGGCGACGGAGGAGCUCACUACACGCAUCAUCUACAUCACAGCCAAAUGCGUACAAUUUGCGGCGACUCCCAAAGAACAGAACAUCACAGAGUACAUCGAAGCUGGUGCAACACUGAUGCGAAUGUUAGACGCUUGGAAACGACGUCUUCCUCAGUCCUUCGAACCGAUCCGUAUCGCCGGCUCAUUCUCGACUCCACAAUCGGAUUCCGAUGCAACGAUGCUUGCGCCAAUCUGGAUCUACCCUCCGGCACAUGCAGCCGCAAUACAAAUGUACCACUUCUCGCGGAUCGUCAUGGUCCUUAAUCAACCCUCGACAGGUGGCUUGAACGUCUAUCAGACACGCUUUAAGAUGCUGCGCGAAAGCACCACCAUGAUAUGCGGAAUCGCUGCUGCGCCACAGUCGCAGAACCUUCCCAGUGCGUUCGUUGGCUUCCAGGCUGUCUAUGCUGCUGCCCUGUGUGCGGACAGUCAGGAUAAGCAAGUUGAGAUUCUAGAAGUAUUAGACAAAUUGUUGCACAUCAGCAAGUUUCCCUCAAGAUCAAUACUAGACGAUCUCGUAAAGGUUUGGAGUGGUGGCAGCUGA
This is a messenger RNA of Didymella exigua CBS 183.55, 1791 nucleotides long. RefSeq lists its product as uncharacterized. The record is from RefSeq and is a predicted model, not a curated record. The coding region runs from base 1 to 1791 and encodes 596 amino acids. Gene Ontology annotation, biological process: positive regulation of transcription by RNA polymerase II. Gene Ontology annotation, cellular component: nucleus. The transcript has 5 exons. Lineage: Eukaryota; Fungi; Ascomycota; Dothideomycetes; Pleosporales; Didymellaceae. Gene Ontology annotation, molecular function: transcription cis-regulatory region binding; zinc ion binding; DNA-binding transcription factor activity, RNA polymerase II-specific.